AUGUCUCCUCCCACCAUCGCUGAGCCUUCCUUCGGUUCUAACAUCAUCGAAGACAAGCGCUCAGACGGCUACUGGGUUGAGACCUUUCACUUUGACAAGGAAGACCCCGUUCCCGGUAUCAUCACUUCCGGCUUGGUCUCCGGCGAGAUCGAAUUCAUCGACAACCCCAUCGCCGUCCACGCCGCUUCUGAGAAAGCUGGUACCAACGGGUAUCACAACCCCGAGGUAACUCAGCCAUGGACCAAGCAUCUCAUCGGCAAGUUCGAUAGCCCCGUCGCCGUCGUAGCCUGUGACAUCACCAAGAAUGGCCUCAUGGAUCUCAUCAUCUGCCAUACCUACGGCCCUUUCAUGCUCAAGUGUGAUAUGGCGGGCGGUUGGGUCACUUGGCUUGAGAACCCUGGUCGUGAUAAGCUUGGUGAUGGGAAGUGGAAGGAGAGGAAGAUUGGACGAUGGCCUGCUAUGCAUCGUAUGAAGGCUGGUUACUUUACUCAGAAGUCGUUCCUUGAGGUGGUUGCUGCUUCUGUUGUUACUCCUAUCCCUAUCAUCCGAUUCCAGGCACCUGAGAACGUUUUCGACGCUACCGAGUGGCCCCGAAGCAUCAUCGACGACGAGCACUUCACCGUCAUCCACGAAGUAACCCAAAAGAAGUUCGACGGCCCAGACGGUCUCGACUCAAUGAUCAUCUCCUCCCGCGAAGGAACAACCUGGCUCCACUACGAAGACAACGUCUGGAAGCGCGACAUAAUCGGCAUCGGCGAACCGAAAGAGCCCCGCCAACUCCCCAACUCUCUGUCCCCCGGCUCCGGCGACCACUGGGGAUCUGGCUGCGCGGACGUUGGCAAGUUCGGUGAUGAUCCUUUCGCUUACAUUGCCACUUUAGAUCCUUUCCAUGGAAUUUCGGCGUGUGUUUACACCAAGACCAACCGUGGUCUUAAGAAUGUCGAGUGGAAGAGGCAUGUGCUUGAUACUUAUGGAACGCCUAACCAGAGACUUAAGAGGGGUGAUGGACCGGGUCAUUACAUUGUUUGUGCUGACUUUGAUGGCGAUGGUAACGAUGAGUUCCUGCUUGCGCUCUUUGGGCCUCUUGAUCGCGAUGAUAAGGACGAAUCUAUACCUCCUGCCCAGGGUCCUCACCCACUGAAGGGCAUCAUGUACUACAAGCCCAUCGAUCUCGAAAAGGGUAUCUUCGCCAAAUGGCGCAUCGCCGACGAAUCCUCCGCCCGUAUUGCUAUCGGCAACUUCGGCGGCGCCGGCAAACUCGACCUCGUCUCCAUCGGCUACAAUGUCAAGCAGUACUACGAAGAGCCCAAGCCCGUAACAACUCUUCACCUCAACAAAACCGUGUACGCCUCCGAGACUCCAACCCAAGCUCCUAUCGUUCCCACUGCUUGGGAUAACGAGGGUCUUGUGUACCUUGCUCGACCUCAUGAAGUCCAGCAAUCGCAAAAGCUUCCGCUCAUCGAGGUGGCCAACUACGCUAUCAGCAUCGAACUUCACCCCAAAGGUGGGAAGAUUCAGCUUCAGAAGGAAGACGGUAUUAAGGUUCUGUACGGCUCGAUCCAUAACGGAGAUGAUACUCGCAAACCACUGGGUAACUCGGGCUUCCCUGCCAUUACACCCGUUACCAGCAAAGACUCCACUUUCAACGCCGGUGAUAACGGUGCUAUCGUUCUUCGUCUUGUCCCUACCGGCCAGGACGGCGAGUGGGCCAAGACCGAAGAUGUCCCUGUUAAGACCACCUUUGAACUUAACAAGCUCGGUCUUGGUCUCGAGGCUCUCAAGUUCAAGAAGGUCGAGGAUCUUUGGUUCGGAGGGGCCUUCAAGGGCAAGGAUUUCUGGAACAUGACUGGUUUCCACUUCCGUUUCGCGGAUGAUAAGACUGAGAUUGCACACAUGCAGUUCUGGACAGCUGGCACCAACGUUGACUGUGGCGUACACAACCACUCCGGCGAUAUCUUCGAGGAGAUUCACAUCUGUCUUUCUCCUGGUACUGGCAACGGUGGCAUGUCUCGUCUCAAGGAUGGCAAGACCAAGGCUACCAGCGAGAAGGACUUCGACCAUGUCGCGCUCCCACGUCUCUAUGAGCAUGGUGGAAUGUGGUACCGUGAUUCGUAUGGCAAUGCUGUGCGAAACAAGGAGAAUGCUGUUUCGUACCCUUACCACAAGUGGCAGGCUGGCAGUGGACCUAACCUUGAUGUUUGGAUGGCUUUGGAGUUCAACCCUGAUAUUGCUCUUACAGCCUGCCAGGGUAUUGUCGUAGUGGAGUUGGACCCAGCGGAUAAUGCAGAGGCUAUCAAGGCACCGGCUGUGCAGAAUUGGCUGAGAGAACUCAGACAGAAGCUCAAGCUCGUGAAUGAGCUCUUCAUGGUCACGGGCCUCAAGAUCGUCAAGGGUGCCCAGAUCAAAUACUCUACGUCACAAACAACUACGGUCAAAGGUAAUAUUGGUGUCGACAUUCCAUCCCUGGGCACAACCUUUGGCCCGAAAGGUCAUUGGACUCGCACGAAUGGUGAUACAACGGAGUCCAAUCGUGAGUCUGAGUUCGUCUUUGCGUUCUCUGUGAAGAGGUUGAGGUUUGGGCGGAGAGUCAAGCUUGAGGAGUAUACUGAGGGCGCUUUGAUGAAAUUUGGUGGAAAGAAGGAUGAUGAUGAAUGUGUGUUGGUUGAAGAAGUGGAUGGAGCUGAACUUGAGACUUCUGAGCUUGCUCUCGAUGAAACUGGGCAUGGGGACGUCUAUUGUGUUCGAGCUUAA
Fusarium coffeatum is the source of this 2751-nucleotide messenger RNA. RefSeq lists its product as uncharacterized. The transcript is spliced from 14 exons. Lineage: Eukaryota; Fungi; Ascomycota; Sordariomycetes; Hypocreales; Nectriaceae. The record is from RefSeq and is a predicted model, not a curated record. Bases 1 to 2751 code for a protein of 916 amino acids.